AGCAGCACUCCUCAGUCCAGGGCUCAACUGAUGUGCUGGGCUUGACAGUGAGUGAUGACGGUAGCAGGGGCAGUUGAGGCUUAGCUGUGUGGCUCACAGAAAAAUAUGCAAAUUGGAUGUCUCUGCUUUGGUAGCAGGUGCAGGCUCUUUAUUGAAGGGAGAGUUGCCUAAAAGGGAAGAGUGAUAUUUUGUGUGGAUUUUAUUCCGCUUCUCCUGACUGCUCCACCAUAUCUUAUCAUUAUGACCUGGAGGCACGGGGGACACUGGCACCUUUUACUUUUUCCUAUUUCUGAAAUCACUUCAAGAUGUAUGCUUAGUUUUGAAUGAAGUUUUGUUUGUUUUUGACUAUUUUUGGUCUCAGCUGAUUAUCUCAAGCUGAAUAUACACUUGACAUUAUUAUAGGGGCACCUUUGGACCCCAACUUGCAACCAACGUUUACUGACUUGGCUAUAGAAGUGAGAGGACAAUACCUGGAUUAUCCUAUAGUAAGUGACUCUGUAACUUGCCUUUGGGAAGCUGCAAGUGAAAAAGGGACUGGAGGCUGUCGGUUGGCUGCUGGCUGCAUUCCACCAGUUUGGCUGAAGACUGUAAGCAUCCUGACAACCUUCACUAGCUGGUAGGAUACACGCACAACGAGGGAAACAGCAGGACUUUACAUUCUGGGUCAGGAGGGAUUAGUAGAAGAAUGCUGGUCCCAGGUGCCAAACAGGAAGAUGGUGAUGCAUUGGCCGAGUGCUGCAGCUGUUAGAUGGUUGCUGUUGAUGCUCCUAUGGCAGUGGACAGUGCUGGGCCACCUCGGCUGGGUUCUGGCCCUGGCUGAGGGGCAGCAGAGUAAGAACCCCUCGCUCACUGCUGCCAGCACUGGACGCCAGAGAGGCAGCCAACUGGAUUGGCUGCUGUCCGAGAAGGGACCUUUCCACCGUUGUCCUGAAUACACAGAGUUCAAAGAACGCUUCCAGCAAGGCUUUUCCACACGCUAUAAGAUCUACAGGGAAUUCAGCCAUUGGAAAGUGAACAGCUUGGCUACAGAGAAGAGGGACGUUUUUAAGGCCCCCUUGCCGCUGGCGCCGGAAUUUCUACGCAACCUGAGGUUGCUGGGUCGAAGACCAAGUCUGCAGCAGAUCCACGAGAACUUGAUCAAGAAAUAUGGAACUCACUUUUUGGUGUCUGCUACGCUAGGAGGAGAAGAAUCGUUGAUAAUCUUCCUGGAUAAGCAGAAGCUCAGUAAGAAAUCGGAGGGACAGGGAAACAGCUCGGUGGUCUCCCUGGAAGUAUUGCAUCAGUUGGCUGCCUCUUAUUUCACAGACCGCGAGAGCACCUUGAGAAGACUUCACCACUUACAGAUAGCCACCUCCGCCAUAAAGGUAACAGAAACUAGGACCGGGCCCCUUGGAUGCAGUAACUAUGACAGCCUUGAUUCUGUUAGCUCUGUCUUGGUACACAGUCCUGAAAAUAAAAUACAUCUAAAAGGUUUACAGGAUGUCCUUCCAGAAUUCCUCCGGAACCGUUUUGUGGAGGCUGCUCUCAGCUAUGUGGCAUGCAACUCUGAGGGGGAGCUUUUGUGUCGUAACAAUGACUGCUGGUGCCGCUGCUCUGCCAAGUUCCCAGAUUGUAACUGCCCCUUUGCUGAUAUUAAAGUCAUGGAGGAAAAUCUGCACAAAAGCAAGGAAUCCUGGACCAACUUCAACACCGAAUUCAUGGAAUCAGAUGAAUUCAAGGCCUUCAUGAAAAAACUACCAACGGACCAUUUUUUAAACACAUCCUUGGUAUUCAAGUUUUGGGCAGCAGAUGCAGCUCUCCAGAAGCGCUACAGCCAAUUGGAGAGCAGCACCAAUUUGGUUCUUGGGAAAGCCCAGAAGAUUGUGAGGAAACUCUUCUCUCUGAGCAAGCGCUGUCCCAAACUGCCAAGGAUCAACCUCCCAAGAGAAAGGACAACAGGAUUUUGGCUGAACAGGGCCCAGUCACUCCUGUACUGCAAUGAGCAUGGAGUCCUGGGCAUGUUUUCAGAGGAGGUGCAAAGCUGCACCUGCACUGCAGAGCACAGUAGUGCCUGCCAGGGGACAGUACCCUGUGUGGUCGGAGAGGGGACAUCCUGCCUCUCAUGUGCCCCAGACAACAUCACACGCUGUGGCUCCUGCCACCUUGCCAACAUCCUGCACCUGGGCUCUUGUCGGCCCAACAUAGCAAACUCUCUGGACCACUACCUGAACAUUGACUUUGACAUGCCGGAUGCAGAGUUCAAGUACCUGCUCCAGCGGCUGGACAGUCGCAUGGAAGUCCACGCCAUCUACAUUAGCAAUGACGUGCGUCUGGGCAGCUGGUUCAACCCGGCCUGGAGGAAACGCAUGCUCCUCACUCUAAAGAGCAACAAAAACAAAUCCAAUCUCAUUCAUAUGCUAAUGGGAAUCUCAUUCCAGAUCUGCUCUACUAAAAACAGUACACUGGAGCCUGUGCCUGCCAUCUAUGUCAACCCAUUUGGGGGUAGCCACUCGGAGAGUUGGUUCAUGCCUAUCAACCAGCAGGACUUCCCAGACUGGGAAAGAACUAAAGUGGAUGCCUCUCUGCAGUGCUACAACUGGACAUUGAUGCUGGGCACCAAGUGGAAGUCCUUCUUCGAGACGGUGCACAUUUACCUGCGCAGCCGCAUCCUGACCGAUGACCCCACCGUCAACGAGACCCUUUUCUACGAACCCCUGGACCUGGACGACAACACAUCCAACCUGGGCUACAUGAAGAUCAACAGUCUCAAGGUGUUCGGCUACAGCAUGCACUUUGACCCCGAGGGCAUCAAAGACCUGAUUCUGCAGCUGGACUACCCGUACACGCAAGGCACCCAGGACGCAGCCUUUCAUAUGCUGCUGGAGAUGAGAGACCGCAUCAACCGGCUCUCCCCGCCUGGAUUGCAGCCAUUGGACCUCUUUUCAUGUCUGCUCCGCCACAGGCUCAAGCUCUCCACUAGUGAGGUGGUGCGCAUCCGAGACUCCCUCCAGAUUUUCAACUCCAAGCUGCCCAAUUCCUCGGAGGCAGAGCUGGGCCAGUUGUGCAGCUAGCUCAGUCUAAAUUAGAGUCCAGAGAGUGCUGUGCUGCGCUGCUGGUUACUCUUCAGUCAGUUGCCAAUUUAUCCAUCUGGUUUGGAAAACAUGUACAUAUAUUUCUCUGAGAUGUCUAGAGCAUUCCUAUACACUGGCUGACAGAGCUUGGAGUGUGUUGGCUCUGUUGGAUGUGGAGUGAUGUCAUGACAACAGAUUUUGCUUUGCACAGAUAGAUUUUUUAAUAUAAAGAGCGAGUAACUCUGAGUUUAGAAAAGGAUUGCUCUGGUUUGUUCAUCUGUUGGCAGGAAGUUGAGGAAACAGAAGAGGAUUUCCCUUUUCUAACCCUUUUCUCUUUGGUUACAGAACGAUUUCAUUUAAAAGCGGAAAUCUGAUGGGCUGAAUGAGUUGAUUAUGCUUAAAGGGAUAGUUCACCCAAAUUACAAAAUGACACAUUGUUUUCCUU
Coregonus clupeaformis (lake whitefish) is the source of this 3495-nucleotide messenger RNA. Its product is annotated as BMP/retinoic acid-inducible neural-specific protein 3-like. The record is from RefSeq and is a predicted model, not a curated record. Bases 714 to 3050 code for a protein of 778 amino acids. Lineage: Eukaryota; Metazoa; Chordata; Actinopteri; Salmoniformes; Salmonidae. Gene Ontology annotation, biological process: positive regulation of neuron differentiation; negative regulation of mitotic cell cycle. The transcript has 8 exons.